Messenger RNA from Syngnathus typhle (broad-nosed pipefish), 8581 nucleotides. RefSeq names its product scribble planar cell polarity protein (gene scrib). NCBI's taxonomy places the organism in Eukaryota, Metazoa, Chordata, Actinopteri, Syngnathiformes, Syngnathidae. The coding region runs from base 712 to 6741 and encodes 2009 amino acids. Gene Ontology annotation, molecular function: protein binding. Gene Ontology annotation, biological process: neurotransmitter receptor transport postsynaptic membrane to endosome; neurotransmitter receptor transport, endosome to postsynaptic membrane. The record is from RefSeq and is a predicted model, not a curated record. The transcript is spliced from 47 exons. Gene Ontology annotation, cellular component: postsynaptic density; adherens junction; postsynaptic membrane.
CUUAGCCCAGCCCCCCAUACGCCUAACCGGCCUGGCUGGGGCUCAACAGUGGCAGGGAAACGCCGCGCGCCCGUGUCUGGGGAGAAGCUCAUACACUCACUGUGGGGCAUUUCGCCCCCCAAAACCCCACACGCUAACUUUUAUCCUGUCGCGGUUAUUUUUACAAGGAAGUCCACGACGUUUUCCAACACAUCUGCGGUACUUGUGGAAGCUAACGGCGGCUACCGGCUAGGCACAAUAGAUGUUAGCCGAUGAAGGCUAGCCGCAACUAGCUCACUAACAACUCAAACCGGCGAGGAGCGACUGAGUAUCCCCAUGGACACCACGUUGAACCUCCCCUAACUCGUUCCGCUCUGCACGGUCACCACCCCUCCAGUUGGCGGUGGCGUUCUCGACGCCGCCUGACAAGGCUUAUUUUCGGGGUUGAGACACCAGGAUGGUGGCGUUGGUAGCUAACUUCAAGUGAAACCGUCCGACUCAAGUGAGACCAAAUCUGUCUUUUUGUAUUCUUUUCAUGUAAACACCAGAGGGACUACGACAAUAUUCCUUCUGACAUUGGCUGUGGGAUUAUUUUUUUAAUUGGAUUCCGGCCUGCUGGUUCGUGAGCGAAGCAAGCCCCGCCAACCAUCCAGCCGCCCAAACACGCUUCGCCUCCCGAUGCUUUGCCUCCAGUGACACCCACCCGGGGGACCCCCUCCCUCCCACCCCGACAUGCUCAAGUGUAUCCCGCUGUGGCGAUGCAACCGCCACGUCGAGUCGGUGGACAAGCGGCACUGCAACCUGCAGGCGGUCCCCGACGAGGUGUUCCGAUACAGCCGAAGUCUGGAAGAGCUUCUGCUGGAUGCCAACCAACUCAAGGAGCUGCCCAAGCCUUUCUUCCGACUACUGAACCUCCGGAAACUGGGCCUGAGCGACAAUGAAAUCCAGAGACUGCCCCCCGAAGUGGCCAACUUCAUGCAGCUGGUGGAGCUGGACAUAUCCCGAAAUGACAUUCCCGAGAUCCCCGAGAGCAUCAAGUUUUGCCGGUCUUUGGAGAUCGCUGACUUCAGCGGAAACCCCCUCUCCAGAUUGCCGGAUGGUUUCACUCAGCUGCGAGCGCUGGCUCACUUGGCGCUCAACGAGGUGUCGCUGCAGACUCUGCCCGGCGACAUCGGAAAUCUGGCCAACCUGGUGACGCUGGAGCUGAGGGAGAACCUCCUCAAGUGUCUUCCCACGUCGCUGUCCUUCCUGGUGAAACUGGAACAGCUGGACCUGGGCAGUAACGAACUGGAAGUGUUGCCGGACACGCUCGGCGCACUGCCCAACUUGAGGGAGCUUUGGCUCGACCGGAACCAGUUGUCCUCGUUACCACCAGAGCUGGGCAACCUCCGCAGACUUGUGUGUCUGGACGUGUCUGAGAAUCGCCUGGAGGAGCUUCCCUCUGAGCUCAAAGGCCUCCAGGCCCUCACUGACCUGCUUCUCACGCAGAACCUGCUGGAGGUGGUUCCGGAUAGCAUAGGUUGCCUGAAGCAACUGUCCAUCCUCAAGGUGGACCAGAACAGACUGACCCACCUGACUGACUCCAUCGGAGAGUGUGAAAACCUGACAGAGCUGGUUCUGACCGAGAACCUCCUCCAGACGCUUCCUCGCUCGCUGGGCAAGCUGAAGAAGUUGACCAACUUGAAUGUGGACCGCAACCGCCUGGGUGCCGCGCCCAAAGAGUUGGGCGGCUGCGCCAGCCUCAAUGUUCUCUCGCUGCGGGACAACCGUCUGGCCAAGCUGCCGGCUGAGCUCGCCGACGCCACCGAGCUGCACGUGCUGGACGUGGCCGGGAAUAGAUUACAAAACCUGCCUUUUGCCUUGACCAACCUCAAUCUGAAGGCUAUGUGGCUGGCAGAGAACCAGUCGCAGCCAAUGCUCAAGUUCCAAACAGAGGACGACGAGCGCUCGGGGGAGAAAGUGUUGACUUGCUAUUUGCUGCCCCAGCAGCCUUCCCCCAGCCUCGAGAACCUGCUGCAAAACAGUGUGGACGACAGCUGGACGGACAGCAACCUGAACAGAGUGUCGGUCAUUCAGUUCCAGGAAGAGACCAAGGCCGAAGACGAGGACGACGAGGCCGCCGCCGAGCGCAGGGGCCUUCAGCGUCGAGCCACACCUCAUCCCAGCGAACUCAAGGUGAUGAAAAAAGUCAUUGAGGACCGACGCAACGAAGUGUUUGGGUCCAGGCCCGAAGGAGAAGAUCACUCCGGCGACGGACAGGAAAAACGUCUCAGCGGUCUCUCCAAUCAGAGCCACGACUCGCAGGUGUCCGACAGCACGCUGUCGGCCACCUCCCAGGAGGAGAGGCGAGACGCCGCCGUGCCCUCCCAAAGGGAGGACCUUGUGGACGGACACUCUCAUCAUGAGGACGAAGAACUGGAUGACAUGGAGGUGGAGUAUAUUGAGCCCACUGUGCACUUUGCCGAGGAGCCCAUUAUCCGCAGUGACGACGCCGAGGAAGACGGCGAGAGAAGCGACGAGGACGACGACAGGCCGCCCUUCCCGGCCGAGAAGCAGCGGCUCAUCCGGAAGGACACGCCGCACUACAAGAAGCACUUCAAGAUCACCAAGCUGCCCAAACCCGAGACGGUGGUGGCCCUGCUGCAGGGCUUCAACCCCGACGGCCUCGGCUUGGACGAGCGGGACGGGCACGAGGAGGAUGAGGAAGACGAGGGCGUCGGCACCCCUCGCUUAACUCGCAGGAUGGAGACGUCGGAGCUGCAAGAUAGCCGAUAUCAUGUCAACUCCAGUCAAGUCAAGGGGGUGUCAUUUGAUCAAGUCAAUAAUCUGCUGAUUGAACCUGCUCGAAUUGAGGAGGAAGAGUACACCUUAACCAUCCAACGGCAAACGGGCGGCCUCGGCAUCAGCAUCGCCGGCGGGAAAGGCUCCACGCCAUACAAGGGGGACGACGAGGGGAUCUUCAUCUCCAGAGUUUCGGAGGAAGGUCCUGCGGCCAGAGCAGGAGUCAAAGUGGGAGACAAGUUGCUAGAGGUGAACGGUGUGGACCUGCACGAGGCCGAGCACCAUACUGCCGUGGAGGCCCUGCGUAACUCUGGCGCCGCCGUCUCCAUGACUGUGCUUCGUGAGCGCAUGGUGGAGCCGGAGAACGCCAUCACCACCACGCCGCUCCGGCCCGAGGACGACUAUUUCCCGCGGGAGAGGCGCAGUGGCAGCGGGCUGGGUGAAGGUGGCCACGGACAGGGGGCCGGGUACGGACCCCUGCAGCGCCUCUCCGCCUGCCUGGUACGCAACGACAGGGGGCUGGGCUUCAGCAUCGCCGGCGGGAAGGGCUCCACGCCGUACCGCACUGGAGACAUGGGGAUCUACAUUUCUCGCAUUGCGGAGGGUGGAGCAGCCCACCGAGACAGCACGCUACGGAUAGGCGACAGAGUCAUCUCUAUCAAUGGUGUAGACAUGACAGAGGCCAGACAUGACCAGGCAGUAGCGCUCCUUACCGGCACCUCACCCACUAUCGCCCUCCUGGUGGAGCGAGACCCCAACGCGCCGCGCUCUCCGGGCCUGUCCCGGCAGCGGCCCCACUCCCCGCCGCCCCCAGAGCCCUCUGACUCUCCAGACCAGGAGGAAGACGGCAUGCAGGGGAACCACCUAGGCCGCGUGGAGGAUGAGUACCCCAUUGAGGAAGUGACGCUGGUCAAGUCAGGCGGUCCCCUCGGCCUGAGCAUCGUCGGGGGCAGCGACCACGCCAGCCACCCCUUCGGCAUCAACGAACCCGGCGUGUUCAUCUCAAAGGUGAUCCCCCAUGGCUUGGCGUGCCAAAGCGGCUUGCGCGUGGGCGACCGCAUCCUGGAGGUGAACGCCAUCGACCUGCGCCACGCCACCCACCAGGAGGCCGUGCGGGCGCUGCUGUCCAACAAGCAGGAGAUCCGCAUGGUGGUGCGCAGAGAUCCCUCGCCGCCAGGGAUGCAGGAAGUUGUCAUCCAUAAGCAGCCGGGGGAGAAACUGGGGAUCAGUAUCCGCGGAGGAGCUAAAGGCCAUGCGGGAAAUCCUUUUGACUCCACUGAUGAGGGCAUCUUCAUAUCCAAGGUGAGCUCCAGCGGCGCAGCCGCCCGGGACAGCCGGCUGCAGGUGGGCAUGCGCAUCCUGGAGGUGAACAACCAUAGCCUGCUGGGCAUGACACACACGGAGGCCGUGCGAGUGCUGCGGGCCGUGGGCGACUCGCUGGUCAUGCUGGUGUGCGAAGGCUUCGACCCGCGCAAAGUGCCCGCCGCCGAGGCUGUUCCCAACCAGGAGCCUUAUGCGUCUCCCGGCAUCAUCGCCAACCCUUUUGCGUCAGGCAUCGUCCGCAAGAACAGUAUGGAGAGCAUCUCUUCUAUAGACCGAGACCUGAGCCCUGAGGAGGUGGACAUCAUGCUAAAGGAGUCUGAGAUGGUGAGGGAGACGUCUGAGUGGGAGAAGGAAGAGAUGGAGAAAGUGGAGCGUAUGCGUUUGGAGCGAGAAGAGGCAACUCGCCUGCUUGAAGAAGAGACCGAGAAUAUCGGCACUGGACCUUUAAAACUGGACUACAAAACGCUGGCAGCGCUACCCACCACUAGCCUACAGAAGAUCAACCGAUUCUCUCCUUCUCUAAAUCCAACCGUCCCCAUGGAGGCCCCCUUGAAGGCCCACUACGGCGCCCCGUUAGAGCCUCUGGGCUGCAGCUUGAGCCACCCCCCAAACCCCCACGCGGAGCCAACAUCCUCCCCCAGUUUGUUCUCCUCCAAAGAAGACAGCGUCGGCUCGACGGCGACUCUGAAUUCAUUAGAGGAAGGCGAGGAGUCUCUGGUGGACUCGCAGCCCAUCUGCUUCAAGGAGAAUCCCUUUUUAGUGGCCAACCGCAAAGGCAAGGGUCUGCCACCCGGCCAGAAAAUCCUUUCGGGACCGCCGGUGGGCUACGGGAAGCAAGGCCAACUUCAGACUCGGUUGUUCAGCAAGACUCCUUCGUCUGAUUACGCCAGGACCGAGAGUCCAAUCAGAGAAACCUCCUACUCGCCGACCAUCCAGCCGCCCAGCCACCACUCUUCCGACAGCUCCCUGUGUUCUGGCAGGGAGACCCGCUUCGCAAGCAUUCAUUUCACCUCCACCCCCAACACCAAGGACAACACUUCACCCUCUACUCGACCGGGCGCCAUCCUGCCUGUCGGGCGCAUGCGGCCCAGCACCUCGCCGGCCACUCCGGACGGCUCCGGCCUCAGCCCCUUCCAGCAUGGCCCCUCCCCUUUCAACUCUCAAUCCUCUCCUCGCGGUCCCUCCCCCACCUCGCACUGCGAGUUGCCCAUGAACGCCAAGCAGGUGUACAAGGCGUUUGCCGCCGUGCCUCGCUCGCUGGCGGUGCAAGAGCCGGAGCAGGACUUGUAUGGUGUGAGGAACAAUUUCCAGAGGCCUUCUCCAGAGCCCGAGUCGAACGACGACGUGUUCGAGGAGGGGGUCAGCGGGUUCGUCAAAGCGGCGACCCGCUCCGCCCUCUCACCCGACCGUUGGAAGUAUACCAAUAUGGCCGCCGUGCCUCGCAUCCCCAGGCCGUCUCUGGACACGCAGAGUCCGUCACCCAGCGGCAAGGACAGCCCCGAGCAGCGCUCCUUCCGGGACCGGCAGAAGUACUUUGAGAUCGACGUGAAGCAGCAGACGCCCGAAAAGCCCAAACCUCGCAUCUCGCUCGUCGGUGAGGACGACCUCAAGAAGAUGAGGGAGGAAGAAGAGCGUAAAUUCGAGCAGCGAGCGCGUGAGUACCUGCUGGACGAAGAGGACGAGGACGACGAGGAGGACCUGGCCAAGCACGUGGCGCAGAUGAAGGCGACGGGCAAGGUGCUGCUGGACGGAGUCGAGUACGACGUGGAGCCCGUGUCGCGGCCAAGCUACGGCGCAAGUUCACGGCCUUCGUCAGUGGAAAGCAAAGGAGGCAUGGCAAGGAAUUCCUUGGAUGACAGUUUCAGACUGGCGCAGCGGCCCAAUUCCAUGACUGGUUUGACCCCUGCUUACACCUGUGACUCGGCGGCGGCGGCUCCCAUUCGCACUGCCAAAGCCGAGCGCCGGCACCAGGAGAGGCUCCGCAUGCAGAGUCCGGAACUGGCCGUGGCCGUGGACAAGGACCUCUCCCCCGCCGAGAAGCGAGCACUGGAGGCCGAGAAGAGAGCCAUGUGGAGAGCGGCACGGCCUUUAGACUUGGAGGACGAUGUUAGGCACUAUGAGCAGGACCUGGCCAAGAGGCUCUACCAGGCUCGAGUGAGGGCCUCUGACGGCACAUCAGCCCCUGCCUCCCAGCUCAGGAUGAAGUCUCUGGAGCAGGAUGCGCUCAAAGCUCAGAUGGUCAUCGCCAAGUCUCGGGACGGCAAGAAACGAAGCACCCUGGACCAGCUGGCUGAGUCGCCUUCGCCGGCGCCCACACCCUCACCGGCGCCCACGCCCUCGCCCACCCCGAUGGAAGAGCUCACCAGUCCUCGGAUGCUAACCUCUCCGGGCAGACUGUCCCUGUCAUCAAAGAGAUUUGACUACCGCCAGUUUGCCGCCAUUCCCUCUUCCAAACCAGCAUCCGACGUCCAGUCUCCUGACGCGGUGGACGACGUGCAGUUCACCGACGACGGCUCGCAGCAUCUGGACCCCACCGCCGGCCCGGAGGCCGAGGUCCCGGUGCCCGCCACCUCAGCCCUCGAGGAGAUGGCGCUGUACAGCAACAAACGCAAGCUGCGACAAGGGCGCCGCAGUUUGGAGACGGCUGUGCCCACGUAACACUGCACGUAAAACACAUCAGUACACACUACACAAGAAGAAGAAGAGUCCAUUUACAAGAGACCAGGAUAGAGGUCCCUCAUAUCCAGCCUUGCCUUCAGUCAUCAUGGAGACCACACUUCCUCCACGCUUCCUCCAGCCCAGCUAACAUUCUUUUGUUGGUGUUUUUAGCUUCUUCUUUUUUUUUUUUUUUUAAAUUAGCCUUCCAAAGACAAAAAAGAAGAAGUCCUAGCUGUAACAUGUGGAAAAAUAUUUUGACUAGAUUGUAAAAUGUUGUUUUUGGAGUGUAUAUAAUAGUAGAUGACAUCCUGCUACCUUCACACACACACACAGACUGUUGGGAGCUUAAGAAAAAAAAACAUAUCAUGCAUCAUUGUUGCACUGCCUUGCAGAUUUUUAACCAAGUAAUUUAUUGUUUUUAUGUAAUAAUUUUAGGCCCAAGUGAGGCUAUUUUAUGUAUGCAGCAAAAUUAGCUGGGCAUAUUGACACUACUUACAAAAAUGUGGGGAUAUUGGGCUUUUGGGUGGAAUCCUAAAAUGAAUCAAAAAUCCAUGAUAACAGUGCCUCUACAAAUUACAAUCAUUAAAAAACAGCACUGCAAAAAGCACCAUAUUUACCGACAUUAAAGUACAGUAGGCUAGAGGGACUAAGUGUUCAAAAAUAAAAUAAUAAGAGACACUGAAAAAUUAAACAUUUUGACAGCCAUAACUUUAUGUAACAUUAUGCACGUUUGAACAUUAACAUUACAGUUAAGGAUACAGAGAGAGAAAAAAAAGCCUAUUUCAACAAUGACUUGAUUAUAAUGUAAAGCAUGGAAUUUUAAAAUAAAAUUUUACCUGAAGAGAAAAUGUAUUUGGAAGUGGCCACUAACACAGGAAGUCAUAAAUGUUUCCGUUUUGCACCCCAAAUCCUGAUAUCCCGAUAUUAUUUUUAUCAUCAUCUGGGAGCCACAAAAAGUUGGGUGGUUUUUUUUUGUUUUUUGUUUUUACACACAAACGGUACUUUCCCUUCUUUGAACGUAAUUCUCUUUGACGUUCUAAUCAUCAUUGAAGUGUUCCGGUGUGAUGUGAAGGUAGCGGAUGCUUUAUUUUUCUGCCCGACGGGGCUAAUUUAAUAAUCUGACGACACUGAGAGAUCAUUUUUCUUAUCAUGGUGUGAAUAAUGUACAAAUAAAAAUGCGGGCGAGCUAGUGAAAACUGAGCCAAUGUGUUGACCAAUCGAGCAUCUGGGUUUGGACAGCACGCGGGUCACAUUUAUUUUGUUCAUUUUCAUGGGAGAGGUUCACUUACCAAAACAAAAUGAAAGAAGACCUUCCCUAAUGUCAUAUCAGCUUCUGCAUCGGACAUUCUGCAUCAUCAGCGUAUUGUUUAUUUGACAUUUUUAGGUGUUCUAAUUCUAGUGGUUCAAGUCAUGUUCAAGUUUGCUAAAAGCUCUUUCCAGUUUACCAUAGUUUUUAUUUUUUGUUUCCAUUUUUUUUUUUGUGUGUGUAUAUUUUCAACUUAAUUCAGUUGACUGGCUAGCACGUGUGCUAGUUUGUCCUGUUUGACUUGACGUAGUCGGACCGAAUGCUAUCUUAGUGCUGAACAAUGAUGGAAGAUUAAAUUAAUUCAAAUAUCAAAUGUUGUAGAGUUAUUAGUUACGCUUAUGUUUUAUACAUAAAUUUCAUUUGUGUAACUUGGAGAAAGAACGUAAGUCUCUUCUCUGUCCAGACCCAGCUGACAGGUUCCAUUGCACAGGGCUAAAAGGUGAAACAAAAAGCAAAUGUGCUCUCUGCUAUUCCUCUCUGUAAAGACAAAUCAGUGGUUUAAUUUUUUAUAAAUAAAAAUUUUAAAGUCAUGAA